Messenger RNA from Alosa sapidissima (American shad), 729 nucleotides. Its product is annotated as adhesion G protein-coupled receptor E1-like. Gene Ontology annotation, molecular function: calcium ion binding. The record is from RefSeq and is a predicted model, not a curated record. The transcript has 7 exons. Lineage: Eukaryota; Metazoa; Chordata; Actinopteri; Clupeiformes; Clupeidae. Bases 1 to 729 code for a protein of 242 amino acids.
AUGCCAAGUGAGGUCUGUGGGCCCAAUUCCAACUGUACCAAUGUACUGGGAGGACACACCUGUUCUUGCUUGCCUGGAUAUAAUUUCACUGAUUCAACUUGUGAAAUCAGUCAAAGUAACCCAUGUUCAGACUUAGAUGAAUGUCUUCAAACACCGUCAGUCUGUGGUCCAAACUCCGUCUGCAACAACACCAUUGGAGACUACAGUUGCUCAUGCUUGAGUGGAUACAAUGUCACUGAUCCAAGUGUGCGAAGUAGUGCUGACAAUCCCUGUACAGACAUAAAUGAAUGUGACGAGGUACCAAACAUAUGUGGCCCCAACUCGGACUGCACCAAUACCAAUGGAAGCUACAACUGUUCUUGCUUGAAUGGAUUUCAAGUGGCCUUCCCAAACCAAUCCAUAAGCAAUAGCAAUCAGUGCAGGGAUGUGAAUGAAUGCCGUCAGACCCCAUCAGUUUGUGGUCCAGACUCAGUCUGCAACAACAUGUUUGGAGACUACAGCUGCUCAUGCUUGAGUGGAUACAAUGUCACUGAUCCAAGUGUGCGAAGUAGUGCAGACAAUCCCUGUACAUACAUAAAUGAAUGUGACGAGGUACCAAACAUAUGUGGCCCCAACUCGGACUGCACCAAUACCAAUGGAAGCUACAACUGUUCUUGCUUGAAUGGAUUUCAAGUGGCCUUCCCAAACCAAUCCAUAAGCAAUAGCAAUCAGUGCAGGGAACAUUGUUGA